Molecule: messenger RNA, 846 nt
Organism: Coccomyxa subellipsoidea C-169
Lineage: Eukaryota; Viridiplantae; Chlorophyta; Trebouxiophyceae; Coccomyxaceae
Product: Extradiol aromatic ring-opening dioxygenase
Exons: 5
Coding region: 1-846 (281 amino acids)
Molecular function (GO): oxidoreductase activity, acting on single donors with incorporation of molecular oxygen; zinc ion binding; ferrous iron binding
Source: RefSeq, a predicted model, not a curated record
AUGAACGCAACGACGUCAGUCAAGCAGCCUGCUGUGUUUGUGGCCCACGGUGGGGGACCGCUGCCUCUGUUGGGCCAUCCUGGGCACGCAGGUCUCACCAAGUGGCUGCAGAGAUACUCGGCCUCUCUGCAUGCUCAGCCCAAGGCCAUCCUGGUUAUUUCAGCCCACUGGGAGGAGGCAAAUCCUACCCUGACAAGCGGCACUGCGCCAGAGCUCAUCUAUGAUUACUACGGCUUCCCACCAGAGUCUUACCAGAUAAAAUACCCGGCCCCUGGCUCAGCCAAUUUGGCGCAGCGUGCUGCCGGCCUUCUAAGAGAGGCGGGCUUUGCGCCAAAGCUGGACGCGAAGCGCGGAUUUGACCACGGCACCUUUGUGCCGCUGAAGCUGGCGUUCCCUGCUGCAGACAUCCCUGUCGUCCAGCUGUCAAUGCUGUCCUCGCUCAACCCUCAGGAGCACAUGCGCAUGGGGCAGGCGAUAAGCGCGCUGCGGGACGAGGGCGUGCUGCUGUUUGGGUCGGGAAUGUCUUUCCACAACAUGCGCGGCUUCGCCCGCGGCGGCGGCGUCAGCGCCGCACUGGCCGCCAGCAAGGCGCGCAACUGGCACAAUUGCUGCGAGUUUGACACAUAUCUCCAUGACGCACUGACUAACUCACAGCACAGCGCAGCGCAGCGGCAGGGGCUCAUGGAGCACUGGGAAGAGGCGCCCAGCGCCAGAGAGUGCCAUCCUCGGGAGGAACACCUGCUGCCGCUGCAUGUGAUUGCCGGGGCUGCCAAUGGUCCCGGAAGGGUGGUGUUUGACGAUGAGCUGAUGGGCAUCAAAGUGUCCUCCUUCCAGUUUGAUGGGUAG